This is a messenger RNA of Caenorhabditis briggsae, 261 nucleotides long. Bases 1 to 261 code for a protein of 86 amino acids. The record is from RefSeq and is a predicted model, not a curated record. NCBI's taxonomy places the organism in Eukaryota, Metazoa, Nematoda, Chromadorea, Rhabditida, Rhabditidae. The transcript has 4 exons.
AUGGGCUGUCACUUCUCUCGCACAUCGUCCACCGAAGACAUCCGUAAAAACAUGGAGAAAGAGAGAGAGCCAGUGGUAAAGAAAGCAGUUCCAGCUAGCCGGGCACCAGCUCAGGAGCUUCGUAGCGCCAACAACGGCAAUGUCUUACAAAUUGCUGGAAAGCCAAUCAUUGAGGUAGAAAGCGCGAGCCAGGCUGACUUCUUCCGUAUGUUGGACGACAAGAUCAACAGGGGAAAAGGUGGAGAUUCCGAUGAGGAUUGA